Uloborus diversus is the source of this 4810-nucleotide messenger RNA. Its product is annotated as collagen alpha-1(I) chain-like. The record is from RefSeq and is a predicted model, not a curated record. Bases 50 to 4492 code for a protein of 1480 amino acids. Gene Ontology annotation, molecular function: extracellular matrix structural constituent; protein binding. The transcript has 48 exons. Lineage: Eukaryota; Metazoa; Arthropoda; Arachnida; Araneae; Uloboridae.
UUCUGAGGCACUGUUUUAUGAGGCGAGCGUGAGACAAGGAUUUGAGAGGAUGAGGACCCUGCGGGGUUCUCUGUGGCCGCUCUUGGCUUUGUUGGUGCUCACUAACGCUCAGGACUAUAAUGAAGGAAAUGAUGAUACUACGUCAUGCGAAUCUAAUGGUGAACGUUACGAGAAUGGAGAAGAAUGGAGCCCAGACACUUGUACAUCUUGCAGUUGCGUGCUAGGAAAUAUCAUUUGUGAAACUGAAGAAUGUCCGACUAUCGAGUGCAAGACACAGAAAUACAUCCCGCUCGGAAAAUGCUGUCCUAUAUGUGUCGAUGACGAUGAAGUUUUAUCACCUGAACAAACCGUUUUACCCCAAGAACCUGAUGCACCAGCUGAAAUUCCAAGGGGAGCAGUAGAACCAAAUUACCCUCUCGUACCGAUUCCAGGACCUAGGGGUACUUCUGGGGAGCCUGGAACACCAGGAUAUCCCGGAGAAAGAGGAGAAGUUGGUGAACCUGGAUCACAUGGUGUACCUGGCAGACCGGGACCUCCUGGGCCACCUGGUGAUCUUAGCGCUUGGUUCCAAGGAUUAGCUCUACAGCAAGGAUUAGGGGGUGAAAAGGGACCACCGCCGGAUGCCUUCCAGUUCAUGCAAGCUCAAGUGGGGCCAGUUGGACCAAGAGGAUCUCCUGGGCCACCAGGACCAUCAGGUCCUCAAGGUUUUCAAGGAGCGCGAGGUGAAACAGGAGAACCAGGACCACCGGGUGCUCCAGGGCUUCCAGGAGAAAGAGGAUUACCAGGACUACCAGGAAAAGAUGGUGAACCUGGUGAAGACGGCAGACCUGGUCCAGCAGGACCUCCGGGCCCUCCAGGGCCUAGAGGUCUUCCUGGAAUGCCUGGAUUGCCUGGUAUUAAAGGUCACAGGGGGUUUCCUGGCUUAGAUGGCGCAAAAGGAGAACAAGGACUUCAAGGAGAAAAGGGAAUGCAAGGACCUGCUGGAAAGAUGGGUACGACAGGUCCCCUAGGCGCACCUGGACCUAGAGGUGAAAGAGGAAGAGAAGGACCCACAGGACCACCGGGAAUAAGAGGAAUCGACGGCUUACCAGGACCUCCAGGACCACCGGGACCAAUUGGAAGACCAGGACCGCCAGGAUUUCCGGGAUCACCUGGAGCAAAGGGUGAUGCUGGACCUGUAGGCCCUAAAGGAAGUCAAGGAUUACAAGGCCCGAGAGGAGAAUCUGGAAAACCAGGAGUUUCUGGUGAACCAGGACCAAUGGGCCCUUCUGGAAAAGAUGGUUCGCCUGGAGAAAAAGGAUCAACCGGAGAGAGUGGUCUUGCUGGACCACCUGGAUUUCCGGGAGCUAGAGGCCCCCCUGGACUAUCAGGAAGUCCUGGACUACCUGGACCCAAAGGAUCACCGGGCAUCCCUGGCGAAUCUGGAUUGAAAGGAGAAACUGGUCGAAAAGGAGAACAAGGGGGUCCUGGUCCUAGGGGUCUUCCAGGAACACCAGGACAACCAGGAAAGAGGGGAAAAUCUGGUUCACCAGGCCCAUCUGGACCGCAUGGCCCUCCUGGAGAAAGGGGAGUUGCUGGCGCUCGCGGACUGCCCGGACCAGAUGGACCAGCAGGCAUGAAAGGAGCACAAGGAGACAAAGGUCCCCAAGGCCCACAAGGACCUAAAGGAUCUCAGGGAGAAUCCGGAAGACCAGGGCCUCCAGGACUUCAAGGCUUGAGAGGACUCGCUGGCAGACCAGGACUUCCAGGCAAAGAUGGGAUUGCUGGCGAAAGGGGGCAACCAGGAGCUGACGGCAAACCAGGAGAACCAGGACCGCAAGGAAUACAAGGACUCCCAGGCUUAAUGGGAUUACCAGGAGCUAAAGGAGAUCAAGGUGAAGCUGGUCAGGAUGGACUGCCGGGUCCAACUGGUCCACCUGGACCACGAGGAGAUUCCGGCAAAGAAGGUACUCCUGGCCCACUGGGACCGCCUGGACCACCAGGAGAGAGUGGAGAAAGAGGACCACCAGGACCUCAAGGUUCAACAGGAUUUCAAGGUCUUCCCGGAAAUGAUGGAAGUCCUGGUCAAAGAGGCAAGGAUGGUGAACCAGGUCUUCCAGGGGCUGCUGGACCACCAGGACCUCCAGGAGAAAGGGGUGAAAGAGGUUUUCCUGGAGACAGAGGUUUACCAGGCUCCCAAGGUAUGCCUGGACCAAGAGGUGAAACUGGACCAGCUGGACAAGACGGAGUUCGGGGGCCACCAGGAGAAAAAGGAGCGAGAGGACAUAGUGGUCCAAGUGGAUUACUCGGUCUUCCAGGCUCUCGUGGUGAACCAGGUCCUCGAGGAGCUAAAGGCGACCGAGGAGACGCGGGCUCUCCAGGUGCUGAGGGACCACAAGGACGACCAGGGGAUCAAGGGCCGCAAGGCUUAGUUGGAGCUGUAGGUCCACCAGGAGAAGCGGGAGAGAAAGGUGAAACAGGACCGCCAGGUCCAGAUGGACAGCUGGGAUCACCCGGAGUUCCAGGGGACAGAGGAGCUCCAGGACCCCCAGGACAGCAAGGAUUCCCAGGACCAGUCGGGCUGUCGGGAGCACCUGGUCCUAAAGGAGGAAGAGGACUACCGGGACCUAAGGGAGAACAAGGCAACGUUGGUAACCCGGGAUCUCCAGGAGAAACUGGUCCAACGGGACCGAUUGGACUUCGAGGAACAAAAGGACCUAGAGGUGAAGAAGGAAAGAAGGGUGAUGCUGGGUUUCCAGGGCCCCCAGGCCGUCCAGGAGAACCUGGUCAUCCGGGAUCGCCAGGAAAUCCAGGACCUUCGGGACCACCAGGAAUAGCAGGAAUAAAGGGUGCUCCAGGGGACAGCGGCAAAACUGGUGCUCCAGGACCAGCCGGAAAUCCGGGACAACCUGGUUUUCCAGGACCAAAAGGCGAAGCAGGAUCUGAGGGAGCUCCAGGCUUACCAGGACCACCAGGACCUGCCGGUCCAGCUGGUGACCGUGGUUUACCAGGAAUACCUGGCAUACAAGGCAGACCAGGUCCAACUGGACCUCGUGGCUCAGCGGGUGAACGUGGUAUGGAGGGCAAGAGUGGUGCAGAUGGUCCUCCAGGACCGCAGGGUAUGCAAGGACCUCCGGGACCUCCUGGAUCCCCGGGUGAAUCUGGCCCUCCAGGACAUCCUGGCAAAGAAGGACAACCAGGGAUUGCUGGAAGGACUGGUGAUAAAGGACCACCAGGACCACAUGGUCUCCCAGGACCUCCAGGAAUCCAAGGAAUCCAAGGGCCUCCAGGACCUUUAGGUCCAGCCGGACCAACUGGCGAAAGAGGAGAACGAGGCGAAACAGGACCUCGCGGAGUUCCUGGUCCUCAAGGCGUUAGGGGACCUCCUGGAGCAGUCGGUAGUCCAGGAAUGAAAGGUGAACGAGGCGAUCUCGGUGAAAAAGGAAUGAAAGGUCAUCGUGGUCUAAUUGGUUUGCAAGGAAUUCCAGGCGCACCAGGCUCACCUGGAGAAAAAGGAAUGGAUGGACCUCCUGGGCCUCCAGGAAUGGAGGGUCCACCAGGACCCAAAGGUCCUCAAGGCAGGGAUGGAGGUCCUGGAAAUCCCGGUUUAAGUGGACCACCAGGGCCAAGAGGUCUUUCUGGUGAUUCUGGCAAAGCGGGACCUGUAGGGCCACCAGGUCCUCCUGGUCAACCUGGGCCUCCAGGAGAGCCGUUUGGAUAUGAAGCAGCUGCUCUUGCUGCUUUGUUUAACCAAGGACAAGUAAAAGGGCCUGAUCCACUACUUGGGGAUGAACCAGAUAAACUCUUCUCUGAUGAUACUCCGAUCGAAGAAAAGAAAAGACUAGUAUUUGAAUUUUACGAUAAACUAAUGCAAGAGUAUGAAAAAUUCAGGAAACCGACAGGAGAGAAGCAGACACCAGCAACUACCUGCCGUGACCUAGCAGUCUCUCAUCCUGAGUUGGACAGCGGUCUUUAUUGGGUUGAUCCAAAUCAAGGGGAUCCAAAAGACGCCAUUCAAGUAUAUUGCGACAUGGAAAAAAGAGCCACUUGCGUUUCAGCCAAACCAAAACAGAUUCAGAAGAAGAAUCACUUCGUUGGAAAAGGUCAAGAAAUAUGGUUUAGUAGCACAGACGGCGGAUUUACGUUCAACUACAAGGCUGAUCGCGUCCAGUUAAGUUUCUUGCAACUCUUAAGUAAGAAAGCCGAGCAAAACAUAACAGUUCAUUGUAGAAACACCGUCGUUUAUAAAGAUGUGAAACGACCGAACUUCAAAAAAGCCGUGAAAUUAAUGGCAUACAAUGACCUAGAGUUGGUUGCAGAUGGCAAUCCUAUGUUUGCUUACACUUCAACUCAAGACGAAUGCCAGCAUCGAGAUGACAAAUGGGCAGAAACUAUUUUGACGUACAAGACCGACAAACCACAACGUCUGCCUGUAGUGGAUAUGGCUUUCAGAGACAUUGGCUCAAGAAAUCAAGAGUUUGGAGUUGAAAUAGGACCAGUAUGUUACUCCUAACGCCGGUGAAUCAAUAACAAUGUGAUAAAGUUGCCUAUAUUAUGCAAGAAAAUGAUUCUUAAAUCACUGGAUUACUAGGUCCUGUAACUUAAAUCACUGCCAAUAUUUAUCACAUGAAUUUUGUGCGACAUCAUUCUCAAGCUUUUGUUCAUUAUUCAGUGACAGUGCAGAUGAACUGAAAAGCUCAAAAAAGCUUCCUGCAAAUCGUUUUAUCAUUUUUGUCCUGUAAUUGUGUGAUUUUGAAUUGGUUUUCCUGUUACUAUGUUUUUGUAAAUUGGUCGAGUUCAUUGCAAAAAUUACAAUAAAUUAUACCUUGUU